AUGGUUACCAAACUGAUUUUAAGUCGGUCGAAACCAGCGAACGAUAAUCGAGGCCAUGUUAAUAGUUCUGGUAAAAAAGCAACUUUUCCAGAACUUGAAGACUUCAUUUUAAAAAGGGACUAUACGGGAGCAAUAACCAUGCUCGGGUUUCUAAAACAUGACGGCAAUACAGACGUGUGGAUAAAAGUGUGGACAGCAUGGUGCUGGUUCCACCUCGGCGAAUAUAAACGAGCUCUAGAUGAAUAUCUUGAAAUUAAAAAAAAUGAAAACCUUACCUCUAACGUAGCUGACAAUAUCGCAUUAGAUCUUGCUGUUUGCUAUUUCUAUUUAGGUAUGUAUAAGGAAUCCCAAGAUGCUGUAGAAGACGCACCAAACUGUCCUCUGAAGUGUCGGCUGCAAUUUCAUUUGGCACAUAAAUUGGGUGACGAAGAUACAUUGAUGCAAGCUCAUGCAAAACUUCGCGAUGUACCGGAAGACCAGCUUAGCUUGGCCUCUGUACACUAUCUCCGCGCCCAUUAUCAGGAGGCCAUUGAUGUUUAUAAAAAAUUGCUUCUGGACAGACGUUAUAAAAGAUACCAGACUGACGAAACGGAUUGGGUGAAGAUGUUGUUCCAUGUCCCUAGCACGUACAUGGCGCUUAACGUGUAUGUUGCGCUGUGCUACUAUAAGCUGGACUACUACGACGUGUCGCAAGAAGUCCUCGGCGUGUAUCUGGCGCAACAUCCCACAUCGACUGUCGCUGGAAAUCUUAAAGCCUGCAACCUGUUCAGAUUAUACAACGGUAAAGCAGCUGAAAAUGAUUUGAAACAAAUAUCAUCCGAACAGCACACUUUUGGACAAGAUCUCGUCAAACACAAUUUGGUUGUGUUCAGAAAUGGAGAAGGAGCUUUAAAAGUACUACCAGAACUAGUAGACGUGGUACCGGAAGCUCGUUUAAAUCUAGCUGGAUAUCGGCUGCGUCACCGCGAACCAUUAGAGGCUCGUGAACUACUGGAACCCUUACAGCCGACGUCGCCAUUGCACUACAUACUCAGAGCUGUAGUCGCAGUGCGCCUUUAUAAUGAAACUAGUGAUGAGGAACAAAUGAAGUUAGCGCAACAAAGUUUCCAUGUAGUUGGCAGUUCAGCGUCUGAAUGUGACACUAUACCUGGCCGCCAGUGCAUGGCCUCAUCCUACUUUCUCGCCGGCCAGUUCGAGGAAGUUCUUGUAUAUCUCAACUCAAUCAAGAGCUUUUUUGUCAACGAUGAUACAUUCAACUUUAAUUAUGCUCAGGCAAAAGUGGCGUCCGGCUUUUACCGUGAGGCAGAGGAAUGCCUGCUGACUAUCCAAGAUGAAACCAUACGCAACUCGUUUACAUAUCUAGCCUGUCUAUGUCGCUGUCAUGUUAUGAAUAAGGAAGCUCAUCUCGCCUGGGAGAUUUGUGUUAAGGCUGCAGGAACGCCCGACAGUUUCGCUCUUCUGCAGUUGGUCGCAAACGACAGCUAUCGCAUGGGACAAUUCCUAGUAGCGGCCAAAGCGUUUCAUAUGCUGGAUAGGUUAGACGGUGGUCCAGAAAUGUGGGAGGGUUUACGCGGCGCGGUGUGUGGCUGUGCUCAGGCCGUGGCGGCGGGCGCGCCGGCGGCACAAUUGCGCGACGCGCUGGCGCUCUUGCGCGGACCGCGGGCACAUCCGCGUGCAGAACAGAUUGCCAGGCCCAUCGCUAGAUGGGCGCAACAGAACAGGAUACCUGUGUGA
Nymphalis io (European peacock) is the source of this 1734-nucleotide messenger RNA. It is a transcript of the gene Ttc26, whose product is annotated as intraflagellar transport protein 56. Bases 1 to 1734 code for a protein of 577 amino acids. The record is from RefSeq and is a predicted model, not a curated record. Lineage: Eukaryota; Metazoa; Arthropoda; Insecta; Lepidoptera; Nymphalidae. Gene Ontology annotation, cellular component: ciliary basal body; ciliary base; intraciliary transport particle B. Gene Ontology annotation, biological process: intraciliary anterograde transport; intraciliary transport involved in cilium assembly. The transcript has 13 exons. Gene Ontology annotation, molecular function: intraciliary transport particle B binding; protein binding.